UAUCUGUCUGGAUACCCGGUCAAUCUUUUCUUUCUUCCUCUUUCAUUUUCUUUUCCUCUUCUCUUUUCCUCUUUUCAUAGAACAAAGAACAUCAACUUUCCGAUAGUGAGAUAUCACCUCAACGUCGAAUAUCAAAACGAGCAGUUCCUGGUGAAAAGUUUGACGAUUAUAUUAUGCGACGAAAACAACAAUUUGAAGAUCAAUAUAGACAUAUAUCCAUUUGGACUAGUCCAAUACUAGUGAUAUCAUAUUUCGUUAUGUACUCUUUCUAUGAAAUACGUUCGGCCCUUUUAUAUUUUUAUCAACAUGGACGUACGACUUUUACUUUGGGACUCGUUUUAUUGAAUCUAUGGAUAGUAACAAAAGUAGACGGACCACACCAACAGUGGGUAGAAAUAUUGGAACGACAAAUUAAAUGGUAUGGUUAUUGGAUAUUAUUAGGUGUUGCCUCCUCUAUCGGUUUAGGAUCAGGAUUACAUACAUUUAUCUUAUUUCUCGGUCCUUAUAUUGCUGAAGUGACUUUGGCAGCCUAUGAUUGUGGUACAACAACUACUUUGGUAAGAAACUCUUCAAGUUAUCGAUUAGAAUGUCAUUUAUCUUCGAUUGGAACAAAUGAAUCUUCUUUAUAUUUAUGGCCUAUUUACAAAUGUAUUGCAAUGGAAACACUGACUUGGGGGAUUGGAACAGCUUUGGGUGAAUUACCACCUUAUUUUAUGGCUCGAGCAGUGGCAUUAUCUGGUGAUAAGGAUCAAGAACUAAAAAAAUUGGAAACUAGUUUAGAAAAAUCAUGUCAAGAUCGUACCUUGAAAGAAUCCAUCUCUUUUCUUGUUUAUUCUGCUAUGAAACGUAUGGGAUUUUUUGGUAUUCUUUUAUUUGCUUCUAUUCCCAAUCCUUUAUUUGAUUUGGCUGGUAUUACUUGUGGUCAUUUUUUAGUUCCUUUUUCUACCUUUUUUGGGGCAACUUUACUAGGCAAAGCUGGUAUCAAAUCUGCAAUACAGGCAUUCAUUGUGAUAUUGGCUUUCUCACAUGAUACCUUAUCUGUUUUCUUGGAAUCAUUGGAAUCAUCUAUACCAACUUUACAUCGAUAUGUUUCUCGAUUUAUUAUUGAACAAACAAGACAACUUGGAAAAGGGGAUAGCACUGGAGUAGAAAAGAUGAAUUAUUUUGGAAUUGCUUGGAAUUCAUUUCUUUCUUUGAUGAUUGGCUAUUUUGUGAUGUCCUCUAUAGAAUCACUUGGAUUAGCUUUUAUGAAACAACAACAACACCAAAAUGAAAUCAAACAUUUACAAAUACAGAAAAACAAGACAAUACCACUAGAUUAGGAUUAUCGAUUUAUUUUUAUCAUCUUGUACACUUUAUAUAUCAAUCUUUCUUUCUUAUUUUGCACCAAUAAACAAAGUUAAUGCCAUAUGA
Messenger RNA from Halteromyces radiatus, 1413 nucleotides. RefSeq lists its product as uncharacterized. NCBI's taxonomy places the organism in Eukaryota, Fungi, Mucoromycota, Mucoromycetes, Mucorales, Cunninghamellaceae. The transcript is spliced from 7 exons. The record is from RefSeq and is a predicted model, not a curated record. The coding region runs from base 174 to 1322 and encodes 382 amino acids.